Molecule: messenger RNA, 2644 nt
Organism: Balaenoptera acutorostrata (minke whale)
Lineage: Eukaryota; Metazoa; Chordata; Mammalia; Artiodactyla; Balaenopteridae
Gene: C1QTNF1
Product: C1q and TNF related 1
Exons: 4
Coding region: 157-987 (276 amino acids)
Molecular function (GO): protein binding
Source: RefSeq, a predicted model, not a curated record
CCUGCCUGCUCUCUCCUUCGACAAGUCUGGUCUUCCCCCGACCUGGCUGGGAGGUGGCUCCGCCGCCGGGAGAUGCUCUAAGAGAGGCCGCGGGGAGGACGCGGGCGCCCCGCUCGCUCCCGGACGCUGGUGGCUGGAGCAGGGCUCAGCGGGAAGAUGGGCCGCCGUGGGCUGGGACUCGCGCUGGCGUGCUGCCUGCUGCUGGCCUUCGCCUGUGGCCCGGUGCUGGGCCGCGUGCCCCUUGGGCAGCAGGAGCAGGAGGGGACCAGGGAGCCACUGCUGGACCACGCUGAGAGGGAUGAAGAAAAGCAUGAAACAUACAACUCCAGGCAGGAAGAGGAGCCCCCCGCAUCCCGGUGCUUUCGCUGCUGUGACCCUGGUACUCCCAUGUACCAGGCCAUCCCGGUGCCCCAGAUCAACAUCACCAUCCUGAAAGGUGAGAAGGGCGACCGAGGAGAUCGGGGCCUGCAAGGCAAAUAUGGCAAAACAGGCUCCGUGGGCGCCAGGGGCCACACGGGACCCAAAGGGCAGAAAGGAUCCAUGGGGGCCCCCGGGGACCGGUGCAAGAACCACUACGCCGCCUUUUCGGUGGGCAGGAAGAAGCCCCUGCAUAGCAACGACUACUACCAGACGGUGAUUUUCGACACGGAGUUCGUGAACCUCUACGGCCACUUCAACAUGUUCACGGGAAAAUUCUACUGCUACGUGCCCGGCAUCUACUUCUUUAGCCUCAAUGUGCACACCUGGAACCAGAAGGAGACAUACCUGCACAUCAUGAAGAACGGGGAGGAGGUGGUGAUCCUGUACGCCCAGGUGAGCGACCGCAGCAUCAUGCAGAGCCAGAGCCUGAUGCUGGAGCUGCAGGACCAAGACGAGGUGUGGGUGCGCCUCUUCAAGGGCGAACGCGAAAACGCCAUCUUCAGCGAUGAGUUUGACACCUACAUCACCUUCAGUGGCUACCUGGUCAAGCCCGCCACUGAGCCCUAGCCGCCCGCAGACCUCCUGCUCCAUCGCCGCAGGCUAACCUCCCGUUGUCCCCGUGCCCCGCCCUGCUCCGCCAGACCCCCUCCCCGACCCGGGUUUCCCUGGCCCACACGUCCCCAGCUUUGGCAUUCGACAUGACGCCCCUCGCGGGAGUGGGAAGCAACAUCGGCUGUGUGGUCCCAGGCCUUGCCGUGUCCGCACGUGAAAUCACCAGGCGGGUGCCCGCGAGAGCUCCCCUCUGUGUGCACGUCCUCGAGUGACCCCUGCACGCGUGCCACGACGCGCCAGGGUGUCCCAGAGUAAGCCACCCUUGCUCCCAUUGCUGGGAAUAAUUAAGCCAAUUCUCAAGGUUGUGAAAGGAGCAAAGUAAACCAUGGAAAAGAAAGGGAGGCAUUAUUAGUUUUGCCUUUCUGCCAGCCUCGCUGGCCCCAGGCAGGAGGGCUGUCUCCCCUCGACGCUGCAGGAGACUUCCUGUAAGAGAAGCUCUAAAGUGGAUGCCAAGGGUGACAGGGGAAGGGGGUGGGGGGCGUGGGGACCGGAAAACCAUGUCUGGCUUAAUAUUUUAGGCCACGUAGGAAGCUUCUUGGGGGACAGCUGGACUGACGUCCACAUCCCGUGGACAUUCCUGUGGCCUUGCCCGAGGGCUCAGCUGGUCUUUCUGAGCCACAACGGUGAGGGGGUUCGAACUGGGCAGCCAGUGUCGGCUCCUGAGAGGGACAGCCAAGCCCUCGGCCGUGGUCUCUGCGCUGGUGAGCAGCUUGCUCACCGGAGCCCGCAGGCUCCUGGUGGCAGAGGCUUCUGUGAGGAGCCAAGCUCAGUACAACCCAGCAGAGCCCUGCAUCCCAGUAUGGCUCUGCCCACUCCCCCACCCCACCCUUGCAUCCUGGACGGGGCCUCCAUGCCUGCAUGCUGGCAUUGGCUUUCUGUCCCUUCUCUCCCACGGGUCAGCUGUGGAAGGAACCAGGGCCUUUGGUUUUGUAGCAGCUGUCUUGCUUAUACAACUUUUUCAGUAGAAACUCUUCACACACCAUCUCAGAGUCCUGCUUCCCGAGAGUUCACCAUUCAGCGACCCAGCACCCUCCCCUGGGGCCUCUUUGACCAGCAGCCUAAGAACAAUGCAGAAGGGGCUUUCCUGGGCCCCAGAGCAGGGGAGAGCUGGAAGGGACCGGAAAGCUCCCCCCUGCCUGUCCCAGGAGCUCCGGCACGGCUCAGCCUCUGAGAGGGGAGAGAGGGCAGGUCCCAACCACCGGGGUCCGAACCUCCACUCUGAGGGGGGGCUGGGGGGAUGCCUGGAGUGGGGAGCUGCCUGGAUUGGUGCUCUGGCCCGUGGCUGACUUUGGCCCGGCAGCCCUUCCCCACUUCUCUACAUCAACGCCCGGGGCCAGGGUCACCCUGCCUGCUCGGGCCCUAAGCCCCUACAGGAGCCUUCCUUCCCACUGCCUGCUAACCCCUGAUCUUGACCGAUCCCCUCUGCCCUCCCUGAGCCUGGCUAUUGGGUCUGGGAUCUGCACAUCCUUCCCUCUGAAGGACUUCUGCUGGUCAGACUUUAAAAACUGUGCAUAUCUGUGGGGGAGCUGGGGAGCAGGGCGCCCGCCUCCUGCUUUGUGCUGCCCCAGUGCUCUUCCAGAAAACAUUAAACUUGGAAUUGUGUGUUUCAGCA